Molecule: messenger RNA, 1459 nt
Organism: Paecilomyces variotii
Lineage: Eukaryota; Fungi; Ascomycota; Eurotiomycetes; Eurotiales; Thermoascaceae
Exons: 2
Coding region: 167-1252 (361 amino acids)
Source: RefSeq, a predicted model, not a curated record
UGAAUCUACUUUGACGCGCUUGGAGACCGCCUUCCGCCUUCCGGCACGUGAUUGAAAUUACCGCACCCGAAACUGCAACUGAGUUGAGCAUUGUAUCUCCUUCUCACCUUCGACGCAAUUCCCUUAACAAUUCUCAAACCCAUCUUCAGAUAGGUGGCGUUGCAAGAUGAUUCGGCCGCGGCGCCCCGCUCUGCGCCAGUUCUUGCAACAUAGUGACUAUGCAAAGCUGAGGGAGGGCGUCCUGGUGUCACUCCGACAGGUCUCCGGGUCUGCGGGAGAUGAAGGCAAGAUUAAAUCUUCCGGUCCGUCCGGGUCUGCACCAAACAGACAGGCUCAGGGUGCCGCCAGUCCUCAACGACCCGACAACAGGGCUAAAAUCGCAUGGGUCACCUCGAAUGCCAAAGCCCCGAAUGCAGAAUACGUGCGCUCAAACCGUGCAGUCGAUGCAAGAUCGCUUGCAGCUCCGCGAGCAGGCGGUGAACCGGCGAACAUCCUCCGGCUUUCCAGGCUUCAGAAACCUCGAACCGGAGACAACGUCCGUGGACGUCGGCCAGGACCACUAAGGUUCGGUGCUGCUCCAAGAGGUCGUUCCGCUGGUCGUGAUCGGCCUAGACGACAGAGGAGACAGUCCUCGGAGGAAGAAGAGGGCGACAGCGCACGAGCAGCCCAGAUAGAGGAAGUUUACCGUGAGCAGGCCGAAAAAGAGAACCCGCAGCCUGUCCGUUAUGAUCCUCCGAAAGAAUACGAUAUGUCUCUUUUGAGAGACACUUGGCCGUCUCUUCCCAUCGGUAACGAAGCCCGCAGCGGUAGCAUACUCGAGAAAGUGUCUUGGAUAAGCGGACGCUACCCCAACGGAUACGAACCGCCUUUCGAAUUGGCACAGAAACUCUUCGAGGGCAAACGUGUUGUUUUCUCCAGCCAAGCCGAGAAGGACGCGGUUAUGGAAGAAGUGAAGAAGCUAGCCCAGGAUCGUGCGGAUAAAUUGACGCAACGUAAAGGGGACAUGGUUGAGCCUGAGGACACGACCUUUGUCCCAAUCGGUGCAGAAGAGCGCAAGGCCAUGUUGAACGAACUUGUCACGGGCAAAUAUCCAUCUCUCGACGCUCGCGCGGGUGAAAAGCCUGCCGUUGCUGAUGCGCUCAGAAAUCUCCAAAACAACGGGACAUAUCAGACCGUCGGUAAGACCGCUCAGUUCAUGGCGAAAUUCGAGUCUAUCCUUGCUGCUUCUGGCCGACGUACGAAACGAGUUUAGAUUAUCGUGGCUGCGAAACUGGUCACUGGUCUCGGCUUGGAACGGAAUGCUUUGUCACAUUUAAUGUACUACUACUAUACUACUACAUAGCCCUGCAUGGUUUUAAGAGCUUACCAACAACGAUGAUCCUUUGUAUGGCCUAAAUACCACAUUCUUUACAUUGGAUGAAUUAUUUUACAAUGGUAACUUCAUGUUAGUACAGUGAGG